Messenger RNA from Lasiosphaeria miniovina, 342 nucleotides. RefSeq lists its product as uncharacterized. The transcript is spliced from 2 exons. Bases 1 to 342 code for a protein of 113 amino acids. Lineage: Eukaryota; Fungi; Ascomycota; Sordariomycetes; Sordariales; Lasiosphaeriaceae. The record is from RefSeq and is a predicted model, not a curated record.
AUGCCGGAGCUAAGACUGUCCAAGUAUCGCUUCACACCGUCACCGCUGUUCUCGCGCCGCUGCACGUGCGGCCACCGCUGGCGCCAGCACCAGGUUACCGGCGAGCGGCGCUGGGUGGUGGAACUGUUGGUUGCCAAGGCGGCUGAGGAGCUUGUUGGUGAGGGUGUUGGCUCGAGUAGUAGUAAUGAGGGUGAGGAUGAGGAUGAGGACGGUGGUGACGACGACGACGACGACAGCGACGACGACGAUGACGACGACGACGAUAAGUACUACACGCGGUGCGACGUGACGCCGUCCUCGGUGCGGGUGGACUCAGACUGGGGCGAUCUCGACGACGCAUGA